CGCUGCGCAGAAGAAUGACUGUUAGCCAAUCAGAUGACGCUUGGCCAGCAUCCCAAAUUCUGAAUAUAGAAGAGUAGGAAAGAAAUAUCAACAACAAAAGCGCUCUUCUGAACCUAGAUUAAAAACAGUAGACAGUUGGUUAAUAGUCCCACUAACGUUAGUAGAAAGAUUCACUGUGAAGUGUAUGGUUGCUAUGGAAACUGAGGGUGAUCAAGUGUAAGGUAGCAGUGGCUUGGGAACCAGGAAAACCACUAUCCAUUGAGAAAGUAGAGGUCGCCCCUCCCAAGGCACAUGAAGUACGGAUCAAGAUUGCUGCAUCUGGCGUCUGUCACUCAGAUUGGGCUUACCUGUAUGAUAUUGCUAAAAUGAAGCCACGGCCGUUUCCUUUGGUUUUGGGGCACGAAGGGGCAGGAGUGGUGGAGAGUGUUGGUCCAGGUGUCACAAAGGUGUCUAUAGGAGAUAAAGUGAUUCCUCUGUUCCUGCCACAGUGUGGACAAUGUGAACGCUGUCAGAGUCCAAAGACCAACCUCUGCACCAAAAACUGGGAGAAAACUCAACAAGGUGUUCUUGCUGAUGGCACCAGCAGGAUCACCUGUAAGAAUCAGCAGGUUCAUCAGUUUAUUGGUAUCAGCACUUUCUCUGAAUAUACGGUUGUGCCAGAGGACAAUGUGACCAAGAUUCACCCAGACGCUCCACUGGACAGAGUGUGUUUGCUGGGCUGUGGAGUUUCUACAGGAUAUGGGGCAGCAGUGAACACAGGCAAAGUGGAAUCUGGCUCCACAUGUGCAGUGUUUGGUUUGGGAGCUGUGGGACUGGCAGCUGUCAUGGGCUGCAAAGCUGCCGGUGCCUCCAGAAUCAUCGCUGUUGACAUCAAUUCAGACAAGUUUGAGAUCGGUAAGACAUUUGGAGCGACUGAGUUUGUGAACCAUAAAGACCACAGUAAAUCCAUUCAAGAGGUGCUGAGGGAGCUGACCAAUGGUGGCGUUGAUUAUGCUCUUGAGUGUGUCGGCGAUGUGGCGGUUAUGCGGGCAGCUGUGGAAGCAUGCAGUCCUGCAGGGGGAGUCUGCGUGAUUGUGGGCUGGAUUGAGGUGGAGGAACUUUCUCUUGCCCCACUGGAUAUCCUGCUGGGAAGAACUCUGAAGGGCACUUAUUUUGGAGGCUGGAAGAGUGUUGAAGCUGUGCCCAGACUGGUUCAAGACUAUAUGAGCCGAAAGAUUCUCCUGGAUGAGUUUGUGACACACAGACUCGCUCUAGAUCAGAUUAACCAGGCAUUUGAUCUCAUCGUGAGUGGGAAAAGCAUUCGGACAGUGAUUGAGAUGUGAUAUUCCCAAAAUCCUUCUAACAGACCGCACAAUAUCAGUGGUUUUGAUGUGUUUCUCCUCUGCCUCUCUAUGGCCUAAAUUUGUAAUAUAGUUAAAAAAUGAGUUUUGCUGGGUUGACACAGUAACAGCCAUUAUCAGACUACAAUAAAAGACGCUUUUGCAAUAUUUACAAAGGAAAAGAGAUUGGCAGGCUCAUGCUUAGACAAUGAUUACCCACCUACCUGCUAAUGCAAAGUUCCCUUUUAAGUUCCUGUAUGUAUAGUAUCUGCACAUUUAUAGACAGAAAGGAAAAGUCAUUCAUAUUUAGGGCACUGAUUGUUCUUUUAGGCCAUAUUUUCAAAGAGCACAUCUGUUCUGAUCGGAGACUGUUCUACAUAAUAAAGCCGAAGUUGAUUUUUUUUUCUUAUCAGUA
Danio rerio (zebrafish) is the source of this 1734-nucleotide messenger RNA. The record is from RefSeq and is a predicted model, not a curated record. Lineage: Eukaryota; Metazoa; Chordata; Actinopteri; Cypriniformes; Danionidae.